Molecule: messenger RNA, 1071 nt
Organism: Zalophus californianus (California sea lion)
Lineage: Eukaryota; Metazoa; Chordata; Mammalia; Carnivora; Otariidae
Gene: IFT27
Product: intraflagellar transport 27
Exons: 7
Coding region: 361-921 (186 amino acids)
Biological process (GO): intraciliary transport
Cellular component (GO): Golgi apparatus
Molecular function (GO): GTP binding; GTPase activity
Source: RefSeq, a predicted model, not a curated record
AGCGCCUCUGGCACUGUGUUUGGGUCGGGGCUGCAGGCUUGCGGGGUCACACUUCUCGGUCCCACUGCCGAGGCUGGGCUGGGAACGGGAGCCGCGUCGCCUCGCUCGCACCUCCAAGGCCGUCUUCUGAGGCCUUGAGCCGAGCCCCAUCUGGCGCUCCUCCGCGCCCCCGCCCCAGUCCUAGCGCCCGAUAGCCGCCCCCAGCCCAGCCCAGCAGGUCCGGGCCCCAUUGUCCCUGUUCCCACCGCGGCCACAGGCCCCUUGAGCCUCUCCUCUCCCCACUUACCUUCCCAGGCAAGCCCCCCAACGCCUCUAGCAGCCGCUCUUCCCCUCUCUCGUCCGCGGAGGUGGUUGGUUACCAUGGUGAAGCUGGCGGCCAAAUGCAUCCUGGCAGGAGACCCAGCAGUGGGCAAGACCGCCCUGGCGCAGAUCUUCCGCAGUGACGGGGCCCAUUUCCAGAAGAACUACACCCUGACGACAGGGGUGGACUUGGUGGUGAAGACGGUGCCAGUUUCUGACACGGGGGACAGUGUGGAACUCUUCAUUUUUGACUCUGCCGGCAAGGAGAUGUUUUCUGAAAUGCUGGAUAAACUGUGGGAGAGUCCCAACGUCUUGUGUCUCGUCUAUGACGUGACCAACGAACAGUCCUUCACCAACUGUAGCAAGUGGCUGGAGAAGGCUCGGUCACAGAUUCCAGACACCUCCCUCCCAGGUGUGCUCGUGGGGAACAAGACAGACCUGGCCGGCAGACGAGCGGUGGAUUCAGCUCGGGCCCAGGCAUGGGCCCUGGGCCAAGGCCUGGAAUGUUUUGAAACAUCCGUGAAGGAGAUGGAAAACUACGAAGCCCCAUUCUACUGCCUGGCCAAGCGGUUUCACCACCUGUACUGGGAGAAGGUGGAGGUUUUCCAGGCGCUGCUGUGAGGACCUGGGGCGGGCAGUGCCCCACGACGGCAACAGCGCCACUGGGGAGCGGGCGGGGACUCGGGCUCCUCGGGGAGGAGAGAAGCUGGAACUGCCCCGACAGCUUCCAAUGUAUCCUGACAGCUUUAAAUAAAAUGAGAAGAUGUAGGA